This is a messenger RNA of Prunus armeniaca (apricot), 204 nucleotides long. Lineage: Eukaryota; Viridiplantae; Streptophyta; Magnoliopsida; Rosales; Rosaceae. The record is from the annotation of a GenBank genome assembly.
AUGAAUGCUUUUAGUGGUUCUUCUUCUUCUUAUGAGUUGUUUUUGUGUGAUGAGGUGAAGCUAGGAUCAAACACAUUUGUCAUCACAUACAAAGACGAUCAAGUGACGAACGAUGUACCGCCACAGCUAGUGCCGUUGAAAAUGAGGAAACCCUGCUGUCCUGACAUGCUUGUUGGGAAGAUAUGGGAGUUUUAUAGACGAUGA